CGAGUUUUAGCACAACCUAUUGCUUUGUUUGGCUCGCCACGAUAAACGCAUCAUUCAUUGCGGGCCUCAGGGCGAAGAAGCGCUCAUCCUCUCCUGACCCCCCAGGGUCCUAUGAUGCGCUUGAGCGCGUCCCUGCGGCCCCUAUACUGGACUACUCCUGUAUUCAUAUUCACAAAGAACCAAUUAGAAUUAGAGAGAUCGAUAAAGAUUGUGCUAACGAGACCGAGA
Trichoderma harzianum CBS 226.95 is the source of this 228-nucleotide messenger RNA. Lineage: Eukaryota; Fungi; Ascomycota; Sordariomycetes; Hypocreales; Hypocreaceae. The record is from the annotation of a RefSeq genome assembly.